GAGAGUUUCCAGUCUCUCUGUAUCCCGGGUCUGCGCUACAUCUCUCUGUCUCCUCACAUCCGGGAUCCGGGGUUUCUUUUUAAUCUAAGUGUUCUCUCUCGUCAGUUCUCUCUCGUUUUGUCUCGUUUGCCUCGAACCCCCCUUCCUUCCUUCCUUCCUUUCUUUCCUUUCCUUUUUUAAUUUUUCGGUGUCGUGCUUCCUUCCUUCCUUCCUUCCUCCUGGUCCUCGUCCAUCCUUCUUCUUCUUCCUCCUCCUCCUCCUCCUUCCUCCUCCUCCUCCUCCUACUCCUCCUACUACUCUUCCUCCUCUCUCUCAAAUCAUUUCCAUUCAGAAAUCGCGUCGUCGUCGUCGUCGUCAUCGUCUCUCCUUCACCUGAGAAUCUUUUGCCCCCAUUUCGAAAGAAAACCCAAAAGCAUUUUCGUUUCCCGUUCAGUUGGAGAAGCGACUCUACCAGUUUACCCAUAGAAAAUAUAAGUCCUACAAAGUUUCCGUAACACUUCAAGGAUCUUAUCCAAAAACCAAAAACCCAGUGACAAAAAAACCCCCGUUUCAUUUCGAGCAUCUUCUCCAAAACUUCGUUCGUUGCUCAUAAAAGAUUAUUACCUGUUUUUCCUCGACAGUCAAAUCUCGUAAGGCCCUUUUGAUCUUCUUCUGAUUCCCAGAAACCUGCAUUCUCCUCUUGAACCUAUUCAAAAAUAAAAUAAAAUUUAAAAAAAACAUACACACACAUACACACGCAACAGCUCUCACGGUUUCUUUUACCUGAAUUCAUAAAAAAAGACAAAAACUUUGACCUGAAUUGAUUAACAGAAAGGAUACGAAAAAGGAAACUUCUAUGCAAUCAAUUCUUAACAGUGCCUAAUUGACUAACCUUUAUUCACGCAGGAAUCAAUCAUCAUCAUAAGCCCCAGGUUCCAUCAUUCGCUCAUCACCGAGAUAAUUGUCAUUGCCAGAUGGUAUAGAUACGUAUAUGUGUAUAUAUAUGCAUAUAUAAAAACGUAGCUGUCAUUACUUUUGUUCUCGCUCCCAGAAAAAAAAUAAAUAUAUAUAUCAUUAACUAAACUGAUAUAAGUCUCGCUCAAAACCUAUUUUUAAUCAGCUGUCAUCCGUCACCGAAAUUCGGUUCAACUCAGCCACGAUUGAAACCACCAGAAUCAGAUAACUCCGAAAUUUCAAGGUUGUUAACCUCUUUUAGAGUACCGGUAGCACCUAUUGUAAACCUUCCCUGACCUCCCACUACCCAGUUCCCCCCCUUCCACAGCUCCAUUACCGUAGGUAUCAAAUCUCCCUCCAAAACCCCGUGUUCCUCGAACAAGUGUAUACUGCAAUAUAUUGUGUACCCUGUCCUCCAAACAGAGCCUUAUAGCCAAGCGUUUUCAGUAAGUUCCUUCCCCACCUUUUUGAUUAUCCUUUUUUUUUAAUUCAAGUCACCCGCCUGAGGACGGUGUCCUCGGCCUCCUCUCCAAUCAGGAGGACCAACAAGAAGUCAACGGGAGACUAAGAAGAAGAAGAAGAAGACGAAGAAAAGAAGAAGAAUCCAGAACGGAAAAGCGUACACUGUGGACACUAAAAAAACAAAAAAACAAAAAAAAACUUUUUCUCAAGUCUUUCACAUGUGAAACUUUACAGCAAUAAUACUCAUAUUUAAUUAUUAUAUCCGUAACGAUAAGAGGAAAAUAGUUGGUUUAGCGAAAAGAGAUAAAUUGUUCGGAAGAUACAUCAAGAAGACGCGGAAAGAGGAAGAAAGACACUUUUGUCUUUUGCAUGGUAUAACCGGAAGGAGAGAAAGAGAGAGAAAAAAACAUUACAAGCAAUAAACCAAGACGAGAAAGCAAUAAUCGUAACAAUAAAAAGAAAGGUAUAAGGAGACGCCAUCGAGAGUUUUGAUAGAUCUGAUAACGAGUACUGAGAACGGCAGGACAUUUGCAAAAUAAUUCCCAGACAAAAUUGGGUGCGAAAUUGAGCCACCUCCAGGAGACAUCGCGUUUCAUUCUGAGUGUCCCAGGUAUAACAUAAUCUCCUGCGCCUCGCUUGUGUUUCAAAGCCUUAAUUAUUCUCAAGAGAAGAAGGAAGAAGAACUCGCUCGAAAGGCCAUCGUCAUUACAGGAGUGAAGUGACAGCUCAACUUGAAGUGAACCUUGGUCACUGUCAAACGUUUCGAAAGUCCUCUACUUAGAGUCCUGCAAGACUCCCUUCUUGAAUUCUCUGUUGGCUGAUUUGGUCGAAAGUCCUGCGACAGGGGAAUUACUGCUUGCAGUCAGCUAGAGAGAAUUCUACUACUGUGAAAGUCCAUUGUUAAAUCUCAGAAAGUCCCAUCAUCAUCGUCCCGUCCUUGCACAGCCGAUAUAGACCUAAGUCCCCCCCUCCUGAUACUUCCAGUAGUCCGUCCUAAUCCAAAAAGAGAGAGAGAGUGUCAGAGAAGAAGAAGUGACGUGAAGAGGCGAGACAACAACCCCUUCUUUCGGCGAACUCCAUCGGAAUCACCCGUCCCCCGCCAAGCCUCUUGGUCUCGCUGCUGAGAAUUCUGACUCGAAGUCAGUUUCCCGAGGGAACUCCGCCCGAGGAGCCAGCGAGGCUGUCAGGUACUGGAGACCUCGAGCGGCCGGAGACCUUUCUUCGUCCACGUGAGGAGGAAGAUCUGUUUCACAAGGGGAUUCUAAGAACUACUUUGAAAAAAAGAAAAGAGACGGUUGUUAUUUCUCGCGGAACUGCCAGAAGCCCAAGAGCCUUCAAGACGUUACUUUCCCCUCGAAAGGUCUGAAGGACUCUGCGCGUGCGCGUUGCAAGAAGCAGAACUUGAGAGGCAAGAACAGCAAAAAAGUUAAAAGAGAGAAAUCGGUAAAAAGAUUCGCCACUUUGAGAAUCCGAUUAUUAUGAGCAAUAUUUGUUCGACAAGAUAAUAAAAGCAUUAGUAAACAGAAGCUUCCAGUUAGGUUCUGGAAAGGAAAAUAAAAAAAAGAUAUUUGAAAAGUUUUGGAAGCCAAGUUUGCCGCAGCAUUUUUUAACGAAGGAGAGAGAAAGAAAAUCUCAGACCCUGAAAAGCUUGAAGUCACAGUGCAAGGCUUGAAGUCGGCAAAUUAGUGUAAAGCAAAAAAGCUCAAAUAGAAAAAGAAGAAAACAAGCAGCGGAAAUAAAAGAAGACCAUUUUACCGCAAAUGCUGAAAUUGCUUGGAAACUAAGAACGAAAAAGGAAGUAAUAUCAUCCCUCCUGCCUCAUCCUGGUAUAACCUUAAUAAUAGUGUCCAGUUUGUGCCCAUUUCGUUAGGACAUAACCUUCAAACCACUACCAGCUUACUUGUCCCCUUCCCCAACGUAUGCGUAUAUAUACCUGUGUGUAUGUGUGUGCGUCUUUGUGUAUAGACACGUAAGUAUCCAGAUACACAAAUCGACAGACAAUACAGUUAUUAUCCCUCCCAUUCGUCUCUCUUUUGGAAGAUUUCUCUCGUCCUCGCAACCUCUGCAGCACUGAACUGAAAAGGUGCCAUUUGGCUCCUCGUCCUUCCUUCCUUCCUUCCUCGAUCACUCUUAACCAUAUCACGUCGCAGUUGUUGUAUCCUGAAGCCGUAGGAGAGCUUUACAGGCACAUCUUGUGCCAUCCCAAUUUAUAUAUCGAUACAUAUAUAUACUAUAUAUAUAAAUAUAUAUAUACACUUCGGAAACUCUCUUUUUGGUAACUUGGUGCGAUCCAAGCGCGGCUUCCCUGCUUUCUGAAAAGCAGUUUGUUAGCAAACGCAAAAUAAAAUAUAUAUAAUAUAUAUAUAUAUAAAAUUACAUUCAUUCAUUCACACUCGAGUCAAUAGAGCUCCCGCUAAUAAAGAAUCGUUUUUAGCCGUUGUUGUAACCGUUAUCGUUGAAUCUGUUAUCUAAAAGUUGCUAAUAAGUAAGAAGUUAACUUGUAUCAAGUCGAGACAAUUUUAUACCGACACUGAUUUGUUGGUGUUUUGUCAAUAAGCUCGUCGCUGUGAACGUCUUCUGCCGCCGACUCUGCUCAGAGAUUUCUUGAGGUCAGUCCCGCGAGAGGCGUUUCCCUUUUACUGGCUGUUGAAGUUUUAUAGUUGUGAAAAAGAAUCAUUAUCUAUUUACUGGUACUGAAUUGGAGUGUUUGAAGCAGGAGAGUGGUAAAAAAAAAUACAUGAAACAAUAAAAAAAUAAAUAAAUAAAUAAGACGGUUUGUUGUUCUCACCUUCUCGUAGUCUUCCUAUGGGAUUCGUCAGGGGUACUAUUUUUAGCUUUAUUGUUUGUAAAUCGGGAGAUCGUGGGUCGUCGUGGUCGUCGUCGUCGUCUUCUGUCGCAGUCGCCGUUUCUCUGCCGAACCAGUACAAAUCCAGAAGAACGUCUUGUGCGUAAAAAAACGGAUUCAAAACAGACAGAGAGAGAAAAAUACUAAUAUUAGAGAGGUACACGCUAGCUGUACUUUUCUACCCCAGUCGAAAUCUCAAUAAGAAAAUAUAUACAUACUACAUAUACUUUCCGAAACCCCUCCCUCGUAUACGGUGACCUGAUUAUCUCAAUACCCUCCACGCCACCCCGCCGCCGCCGCCACUCCGCCCCCCCGUCCCUUGGCUGCAACCCCGAAAAAGAGAGAGAGACAGAGAGAACCCCUCAACCUCCUCCCUCUUCCUUGGUGUCCCAUAACCGACCCUUUCUCGCGCACAUACUCUAAGCAAUAAGUAUCAUCGGUUAGGGUUACCGCCGCGUACCAAGCAAAGAUGGCGGGCAGAUUCGCAGGUGCCCGUAUGGGCAUGGCCAACCAGAAGAAAAAUGAGUCUGCCAUGAACAAACGCAACAGGAGCAAGGACCAUAGUAGUCUGCAAGCGUCCCAAGGGAGGCGCGCCUCCAUUCUGUCCUCCAUCUCUCAACUGGGCGGAAGCAAGGCCAGGAGCAAGAGUGGAUCCGUCGAUGCAGUGCCCAAGAGCCAGUCGGGCAAGGCGGGAGCCGCCCAGAAACUCGGGACGCCCUCCAAGACAGGAAGCAAGACCCAGGUGGCCAAACCCAGCGCCCAGAAGACUCAGGUCAAGCAGGCCCCAACGAAGGCACAACAGCAAGCCCCAGUCGCCGUGAAGGGCGGCAAGAAGGGCAAGAAGGGGCAUAAGCACCAGCAGUAUGACUUGAUCGUGACCAUCGACUUGGUGGAAUACGGCCUCACAGACGACCUUGUGGCUGAGUUCAAGGAGGCCUUCAUGCUCUUCGACAAAGACGAGGACGGAAUGAUCACCACAGCUGAGCUGGGCGUGGUCAUGAGGUCGCUCGGUCAGCGACCAUCAGAAACAGAGCUGAGGAAGCUGGUCGGAGGCGUCGAGACCUGCGCUGAUGGAACGAUUGAAUUCAACGAGUUCCUUCAGAUGAUGAGCAAAAAGUUGAAGGAUAUCGGCAAUGAGGAUGAGUUGAAGGAAGCCUUCAAGGUCUUCGACAAGAAGAAAUCCGGCUACCUGUCCUCCACAGAACUUCGUCACGUCAUGACAAGCAUGGGCGAGAAGUUGUCUGAACAGGAGGUCGAAGACAUGAUUAAAGAAGCCACUCCAAACGGUGAUGGCAGAGUUAAUUACGAAGAGUUCGUCAACAUCAUUGCAAGAAAGCACUGAUUUUCCAGUGCGAAACCAUCUACAAAGACAGCUGCACCAAGAUGCAGCGUCGACGACGUUACCAGGCAUCGGUAUACAACAAAUCUAGUUCAGGAGCAACGUUGCCAAGCAUUGUGAAAGAUCAAGUUAUCAAAUCAAAAGAAGGAUGAAUUCAUGCGUCAUAUCUUGACUCUUGGAUAAAAAUGUACACAUUUAACUCAGAUUGAAUGCGAGAAUGCAUUGCAAGCAUAAUAUUUUAUUAAUUAAUCGCCGUGACGAAAAUUUUGUCGAAAUUGAAAUCUACCCGAUCGAUUUUCUGACUCGUGAUCAUCGUAUGAGUUACGUGUGAAUUCAUCCUGUUUGCCACCGAAUACAGUAUAACCACGUAGAAGUUGAUGUAAGCGGGGUCUUUGAGUGUGAAAUCUUUGAUUCUACUUAGCAAACAGUGCGCUAAACCCGUAGGAAUUUAAGCUAAGCUGUAGGUACGUUAAAGUUGAAAUAUAGAACAGAAAUAUAGGCUUAUGAAUGUUUUACCAUGGCCAUCAUUGUAGAGGACAUCUCCCUAUUCACCGUGUAAGAGCCGUCACGCGCUCGAGACAAAGCGGGAUUUUUGUCUUACCUUCUCGCUACCUACUGUAUCAUCAAAGGAGCCUCUUUAGGAGAUGAGGAAGGCGUUGAACUUCGUACUACGAAUAGGCAACAGUUUUGCUGCUCCGUGGAAGAUUAUGUUAGGUGGAAAUUCAUAGACAUAUAGAAGACGUGUUUGGGAAUAGAGUUUUAGACAAUAGUUUUCCGUAGACUUUAGAGCUGACAAGUGAUCCAAAGCUCUAUAGAUGAAAAAUGGACAUUAGGUUUUGAGAUGGAAUAAGCUCGGUAUACAUUAUAUACAGUCACUGAAUAAACAAAUCUGUUGAUUUACAUUUUCUCACUGAAUUUGUGUAUGUCAGUGUACGUAUGUAAAGAUAUGUGCCAAAAGCCACAUGUCAGUGAGCGCGUGUACGUGUGUGUUGUGCGUGUAUGUGUACAUUUGAAAUAUUCAGACAAAUGAAUCAUUUGUUUUGUAUAUUUAUGAACUGACAGUCUGCCAUUGUUUGUAUCAUUCGUAAAUCUAAAGUCCCUAUUUCUGUAUCUUCAUGUAUGGUAGUUAUUGUGUCGAGCUUAACAUGUUAGCAAUGUGUAAUAAUAUAAUAGGUCACAUAAAAUGUCCAGGUUAGGUCUAUCUGUAGAAAGUGGGAGGAAGGUCACAUCUUGCAGGUGAAAAUCAGCGGCGUGAGAAGAGCAAACCAAGAAGAAGAGGAAGAAGAAGAAGAAGAAGAAAGUCUCUUAAAGAGGGGUCGUUCCAGAGAGAUAUCUGUCUCACAAUCAUCUGGACAGAGAGGUGAAGGUCUACAGGGACCUCAGAGAAGACGCAGACAAGACUUGUAGACUUAUGGCUCCUUCCGAGGAUCGACCCGUCGAGGACGACCUUGGAGUCUUGUGUCUCAUGACGUGGAGAAGGCAUUCAACGAGAGAUCCCACCCUCCGUCAGAAGAUAUCUCACAAUAAUUGAAUUGGAACGGAUAAAAGGGUAACCCUGGAAAUGAGGUCAGCCUAGAGCAGGGUAUAAUAUUGGGAGAUUGAUUUCGUAAAUGUUGGAGAAUUCUUGUGAAAGGUCACUGUAAGGUUGUUCUG
This is a messenger RNA of Macrobrachium nipponense, 7232 nucleotides long. Its product is annotated as neo-calmodulin-like. The transcript is spliced from 8 exons. Gene Ontology annotation, molecular function: calcium ion binding. The coding region runs from base 4710 to 5582 and encodes 290 amino acids. NCBI's taxonomy places the organism in Eukaryota, Metazoa, Arthropoda, Malacostraca, Decapoda, Palaemonidae. The record is from RefSeq and is a predicted model, not a curated record. Gene Ontology annotation, cellular component: myosin II complex.